Molecule: messenger RNA, 1379 nt
Organism: Heterocephalus glaber (naked mole-rat)
Lineage: Eukaryota; Metazoa; Chordata; Mammalia; Rodentia; Bathyergidae
Gene: Degs2
Product: delta 4-desaturase, sphingolipid 2
Biological process (GO): ceramide biosynthetic process; sphinganine metabolic process
Cellular component (GO): membrane
Molecular function (GO): sphingolipid delta-4 desaturase activity
Source: RefSeq, a predicted model, not a curated record
CCCGGGCGUGCGCCCGCCGGCGCGGGCAGGUGCUGCGGGGCCGUCGCAGGUAGCUCGCGGCCGCAGCAUGGGCAACAGCGCGGGGCGCAGCGACUUCGAGUGGGUCUACACGGACCAGCCGCACACGCAGCGGCGCAAGGAGAUGCUGGCCAAGUACCCGGCCAUCAAGGCCCUGAUGCGGCCGGACCCGAACCUCAAGUGGGCGGUGCUGGGGCUGGUGCUGGCGCAGCUGCUGGCCUGCUGGCUGGUGCGGGAGCUGGCGUGGCGCUGGCUCCUGUUCUGGGCCUACGCCUUUGGCGGCUGCGUGAACCACUCGCUGACGCUGGCCAUCCACGACAUCUCCCACAACACGGCCUUCGGCACGGCCUUCGCCUCCCGCAACCGCUGGUUCGCCAUCUUUGCCAACCUGCCUGUGGGUGUGCCCUAUGCUGCCUCCUUCAAGAAAUACCAUGUGGACCACCAUCGCUACCUGGGCGGUGACGGGCUGGACGUGGAUGUGCCCACGCGGCUCGAGGGCUGGCUGUUCUGCACGCCGGCCCGCAAGCUGCUCUGGCUGGUGCUGCAGCCCUUCUUCUACUCGCUGCGGCCCCUCUGCGUGCACCCCAAGGCCAUCACCCGCAUGGAGGUGCUCAACACCCUGGUGCAGUUGGCUGUGGACCUCACCAUCUUUGCACUCUGGGGGAUCAAGCCCGUGGCCUACCUGCUAGCCAGCUCCCUGCUGGGCCUGGGCCUGCACCCCAUCUCAGGCCACUUCGUGGCCGAGCACUACAUGUUCACGAAGGGCCACGAGACCUACUCCUACUACGGGCCCCUCAACUGGAUCACCUUCAAUGUGGGCUAUCACAUGGAGCACCACGACUUCCCCAGCAUCCCGGGCUGCAAUCUGCCCCUGGUGCGGAAGAUUGCACCCGAGUACUACGACCACCUGCCGCAGUACCACUCGUGGGUGAAGGUGCUUUGGGACUUCGUGUUCAAGGACUCCCUGGGGCCCUACGCCAGGGUGAAGCGGGUAUGCAAGCUGGCCCAGGAUGGCCUCUGAGCCGGCGCUGGCCCUGGGGCGCUCACUUCCUGCGCUGUGCCACUCGGGGCCGUCCCCUGCCCCCUGGGCAUGCUCCAGAACAGCUUGGCUGCCCUGACCCCCGAGCUGCCACUUUUGUCCCCACUGAGCCCUGGAGUUGCCAUCACGGCCACAGCUGGUGUCAGUGGGCACAGGCCACAGCGGAGCACCUUGGUCUGCAUGUGGACUCCGUGGAGCUUUGGGGCUUCAUGGGGCAGGCGAGGCCUGGUCACCUGCCAGGCCCAGAUGCUCAGUGCCCCAGGUCUCCGUGGAGCUAGUUUGUCAGGUGUUCUCAUGCCUUAAAUUAAACAGGGUUUCUUUU